AUGUUCGGUACGAAGUUGCGUACGUGGAUGGAGGCGCAUAUCGUGCGACCCAAGAAAAAGAAAGAUAGAAAGAAAGGUGAAAAAGGCUUUGAUUCAAAUUGCAACUCACCAGGUAGUCACAGUAACCGAUCACCGUCAGGGCUUCAUCAGGUUUAUCCAUUGAACUCGCCAGUAAAAAACGUAGACAAUAUUAUCAUAAACAACGGAUCAACGACGACGUACGAAGGCGCAACCACAAACUCAUCUGGAACUUCAGGUGGAACAGGAAGCGUUAAUUUAUCUUCGCCCGAAAGCGCUUAUAGCACUGGGUACUCGACUGACGGAACUUCACCAGGGGCCAGUUAUCCACCCGAGUAUUACAUAAAUAUCAGGACGGGAACGCACUACUUUCAGAGUAACAAAGGGGCUCGCAUUAACAAGCGACCCGGUGAAGCUACCAGCGUGAUGGUCAACGGUCCAGUAAAUGAGGUACAACGUGAAUGCGUCGAGAAUGUCAGGGUGAAUGGUAACAUUAACAUGACACGAGAGAACAAACUCAUCAGAGAACUCAAAACGACUAUUCCCUUUCAGCUUCAAAGACACGGCGGCGAGUUUAUUCAUAUAGAACAUAACACUGGUGUUGUCAAAGCUACCAUAUUGCCCUCAUCAAUUCCUCCGCCCUUAAUUUCUUCGCCCUCAGCCCAAUCGCCUCGGCAGCGCUCCCGCAUACGAACGAAUCCGUGGCUUUCCGCCAAUUCUUCUGGCUCUAGCACGGCUACGACGACAACAACAGCAACAACCGAAACGAUUGCCAACGGGUACAACAAAUCACGUUUAACCCAUGACGAGACCAGCAGCAGCUCUGGUCUCAAACUCACCGAGUCUUCCGGAAGUGCCAGUGAUGUUAACAUUAAUAACCAUAGGAACGGCAACACUAAGAGGGAGUGCCGACAAGAGAGCCUCAGCGCAGGGCGUAGUCCAAUAAAUCAAAAUUGGAGGAUUUCACCAGCGAUGGAUGUCAGAGCAAAAAUAUCAGGAUUGUUAAGACGCGUUAGCAGCAGCUCAUCAGAAUCGUCAUCAAUGACCCAAAGUUUUCGAUCAUCAGAAGAUGACAUCACGCUUAACGAAAUGAUGGGUAAAUUUGACGAGAGUUAUAUAUAUGAAAAAGAGACGGAUAUAUUGUCGGACAGCGAUCCAACUGACUGUGAGGACUAUGUCAAUCACUCACCGUCAGAUAUCGACACCGGCCAGGAUGGGGGUGAUGAAAACGAUCCACUUGAAAAUGACGAGCUUGAUUAUAUUGACAAUGGAAGUUUUCUGGAUCUCGAUAAUCUUGAAGCACAUUUACCCAAUACCGGGCACUGUACUUAUUUCACAUUCACAACCGAGCUAACACGUCGUAGCACACGGCUCAGGGAAUCACUUUUGAAAAGACGAUCUAAAGACGAAUUCCAACAUCGAACUUCAAGCAUGAGAAAUAAUUCAAAGCGUCAAAGUCUUCGCCACAAAAAGUUUGAUGAUAAGUCCGGUGAGAAGCGUAAAAAACGUCAAUCACAGCGUAAAAAAUCUGGAUUAGAAAAAUGCGACGAUGCAACAGCAAAUUUAAACAGGGUAUUAGUUGAAAGAAUGUUGCUGAAAAACUCAGGGUUUAAUCAAGGAAGCCGAAGUGUAGGUGGCACGCCAAUUUGUCUGAGACGAAGGAAGCACCACGAUAUAAAUGAGAAUUUGUCAUCAUUGAAGCAAAAUGAAGAUCACCACCGUAACUUUAUUCAUCCAAGUGUAAUGGAUAAUGAUGUAGUAAAGCGGCGAUCCAAUUCAGUGAGUUAUGUCAAUGGAAAUACAUUGAAGCAGCGUACGUCUGGGAAUUCUCGCAUGUCAACUUUUGCAUCAGAGCUUGCUCUUAUAGAAGCCGAUAGAGAAGCUGAUAGGAAAUAUCGAGAGCUUAUAGUUGAAGCUGAAAAUAUUCUUGUAAAUAUGAAAAAUACAACCACCACUACAACAACAACAGCUACUGCUACCACUAACACCAGAAAUACUUCGCCUGUAAUACCCUCGCCGUCACGACGACUUCACAAUGGAUUGGCUAACAAACGGGUCGAGUUGAUUAAAAAUACAGAGCUAAAUAUUGAACUGGCGUUAUUAAAAAGCCGUAAUUCACAGCCAGAAUUGCAGAGCGGAAGUAUACGUGAUAUAGAGCACACCAGCCCUAAACGACAAUUUAACCAGCCUUUUUCACCUAUCCACCGUUUUAUCGAACGCAAUUCUGGUAAUUUAAUAAAAGAUAAUUAUCAUUAUCGGCAAGAUAUUAAAUCUUCUGAAUCACCAGUUGUAUUAAGGCGCACACCACAACCUUCUCCCUGUCGUAGCUUAGUGCAAAAUCGCGUUUUGAUGAUGGAACAAGAGACAAAAGAUAGAUCGAGAUCUCGCGGCAUUGAAAUGAACGGUAUUAGGUCAUUUAGUCAAGACGGUAGAUUGUCGAAAACAUUUACCAGAGAGCAAGCAUUAUCACUUGCUCAAAAAACUUCUAGUCUUAUCAUCAAAAAAGAAAUUCCAAGGAAAACUAAGGAAGAUACUCUUACGUCGAGUUCUUCUGAGUCGGACGAUCGAUGUGAAUUGAGUCGAGCACCCUUGAUGACGUUCAGGUCUAUUGAUAUGGGACCAGUCAAAGAAAGUACUUACUAUUGUCCUCAAAGUGAACCAGUAAAGAGAAAAGUUUACGCCGGUAGUGCAACAUAUGGAAGGAUACAAAAAACACUAGGUGAACAUGUCGUUUUGAGAAAUUCUGAUGGAGAUACUGCGACUGAUGAUACAGAUGAUUCAAGACGGACCUUGAGAGAAAAGAUAGCGCAGUUACGACAAGAGCGAUUAGCAGCAGAAGCAAACUUGAAUGCUCAAGACAACCAAAAUUUCCAGCAUCACCUCACGCAGCUACGAAGACAGAUGCUGAUGCAUACGAUCGAGGGCCUAAAACGUAGCCUUGAGGAUCAGUCGGCUACUCUGAAGCAGACGUGCCUGCAGGAGCCGAUCCUCGACGACACGUUACCUUGA
Messenger RNA from Cotesia congregata, 3027 nucleotides. The record is from the annotation of a GenBank genome assembly. NCBI's taxonomy places the organism in Eukaryota, Metazoa, Arthropoda, Insecta, Hymenoptera, Braconidae.